CGCGUAUCGUUCCUGGCCACUGUGUACCUUAUUUUACCGAAGCUGGCGCUUCAGGUGCCCGGGCAUCUCACGCAUACCGGAAAGUAUCGGUGAAAGCACAAUUUUCUUUCUACCAUUCGGUUCGAUCCCGUGACAGUUUAGCGUCGAUUACUUUCGACGCGAUCCGCAAUCGAAAGGAGAAGUUUCGAAGUGUCUCGUGUCAGACAUGUGGAUUCUUCUUCCGAUUGUCUCUCUGUUGGUGCACUCGAUCGUGGGAAAACCCGCCAUUCGCGGCGCCCUGUCGGACCUAACCCAGCUGGACAAAAAAAGUAACGGGCUCCUUUACAAUUGGGGCGAAAGAUCCGUGAUCAACGCAUCGAAAAGAUGGAAAGAUGAAUCGUUCAAAGCGAAAAGGACGAAAAGGCAAUCCGAACAGGACGUGGUUGUAUCCGAUGAACGAGAAGAAAACAGUAACUUCGAUAACGCGCAGGACAGUGAAAGAUUCAACUACAAUCGCGCGACCGACUCGAACGUAAGGAUCGUCGAAAGAAAAAGGAAAGGUACAGGAUCAUGGUUUAAGCGUUUGGUUCCGGAAUUUGAUGAAUUCCCCUCUCGGGAAAAUAAUGACUUGAUAUACGGGUGGGGAGAUGUGAAAAUGAGGGAUCGUAAACCGAUUCGUCAGUUGUUUUACCCCGGCAACGGUAAACGAGAAAAAUCGGAUUCUUCAGCGAAUAUUCUCAACCGAACGGUACGAGAGAAGUCUGAGAAAAAACAUCAAGGAUUUUACAUGUGGUCUGGGAAGAGAGCAGACCAAGAACUCGAUCGAAAGCGAUUUAUCCUAAUGGUAGAACCUUCGCCAAUUGGCGCUAAUAUAUCUGGCAUCAUGCAAGAUGGAAUUGCGAGCGAAGAAGAGAUUGGAAGAAUCGCUAACAAAAACAACGUGGCACGAAAAAAGAGCAUUUUACGCAUAAAUAAUGAAAAUGAUUACGCGCAGAGGGAAGAAGUUGCCAACAACGAUAACGAUUGGAUAAUGCCAAUAGCUGACAAGAAAACACUCUAUGGACAAAUCAAGGAAAUAGCACUCGAUCGGUCGGAAGGGAAAAGAAAUAAAAAAACGCGCCAGUUUCGUUUCAAGAAUCAAUAGUUCGAUGUUCCCGCCAAUUCUGCAAAAGGAAGAACGUCUUCCUUUCCUCGAGUGGAUAAAACAGACCCGAAACAUUAUUCUAGCAACUUUUUUUUUACAGUUAACAAUGAAUUGAACUUUUCUCGAAUAAGUUCGUUAACGAUUUAAUAUAUUUGUCGAUUCGUCUCUCUUGUAACUAUUUUUUAAAAACAUCUGAUACGAGACGUUCAAAGAUCAAAAGGUCUAAGAUUACGACGAAAACAAAAACUGUUUUUCACUUCACUUAUUACGCAAUUAUUUAAUGCAUAUAGUGCAAAAUUUAAACAAAAACACGAAAUACAUCGAGCGAUAUAUUAUAUGUAAAUAAAUGGGUGAUCGAGAUCAUUUUGGGUUUGUGUAUACAGUUACAUUGUGUAUAUUGUGAUAUAUUAUUGUAUACUUGA
This is a messenger RNA of Hylaeus volcanicus, 1545 nucleotides long. RefSeq lists its product as uncharacterized. The record is from RefSeq and is a predicted model, not a curated record. Lineage: Eukaryota; Metazoa; Arthropoda; Insecta; Hymenoptera; Colletidae. The transcript is spliced from 6 exons. Bases 206 to 1123 code for a protein of 305 amino acids.